Messenger RNA from Talaromyces amestolkiae, 1476 nucleotides. RefSeq lists its product as uncharacterized. NCBI's taxonomy places the organism in Eukaryota, Fungi, Ascomycota, Eurotiomycetes, Eurotiales, Trichocomaceae. The coding region runs from base 1 to 1476 and encodes 491 amino acids. Gene Ontology annotation, molecular function: protein binding. The record is from RefSeq and is a predicted model, not a curated record. The transcript is spliced from 2 exons.
AUGGCCAAAAGAAAGAGAGUAGAAAUUGCUACCAACGGCCAAAGUGGUCAGGACCAGCCUCGCAAGGCCGUCAAGGCAGCAACAUUGAGCUCCGAACUGCCCGAGAAUGAUCCAGGUGCCGUGACAAUCCAGGUCGUUACGGGAUCCUACCAGAGCGUGCUACAUGGUUUUACUGUGACUCUACCUGCUAGCCCCCCAAGCGAUCAGCAAUCAGUAAAAGAAGAUGCGCCGUCCACGCUUCGCUUUGCCGACACUUUUCUAUUCCAAGCACAUACCUCUGCAAUCCGCACACUUGCGCUAUCGCCGCCAACCAAUACAGAUUCCUCCCAACCGCAAACAGCAUUCUUGGCUACUGGUGGCUCGGAUGAACGUAUAAACCUAUACUCUAUCUCCAUGGCACCGCCAAUGGUCAGCGAACGAUAUCCCUCGGUUUCUACUUUGGCGGGAAAUAAAAUCCUUGAAAAUCCAAAGAAUCGAGAGGUUGGAACUCUUCUCCACCAUUCGUCCAGUAUCACGACGCUUUACUUUCCGUCAAAGUCCAAAUUGCUAUCUGCAGCUGAAGACAACACUAUAUCUGUGACCAGAAUCCGCGAUUGGAAUGUGGUUUCUACGGUCAAAGCACCGCAACCCAAAGCACAAGGCAGACCCACAGGAGAUACAGCUCCUCCCGGAAGCGUGCCAUGUGGUAUCAAUGAUUUCGCCGUCCAUCCGAGUAUGAAACUGAUGAUAAGUGUUGGUCGCGGAGAAAGAUGCAUGAGACUCUGGAAUUUGAUGACUGGCAAAAAGGCGGGUGUAUUGAAUUUUGAUAAGGACUUGCUACAGAGCGUCAAGGAGAGUAAGCGAUCUACGGGAGAAGGACGCGGAAUUGUUUGGGACAAUUCCGGAGAAGAAUUCGCUAUUGCUUUCGAGUGGGGGGUGGUGAUUUUCGGAAUAGACUCAACGCCCAGAUGCAAAGCCAUUCCAUCUCCGACGACCAAAGUGCAGAAAGUGAAAUAUGCUGAUUUUAGCAUAGACAAGGACGGCUCAAAGGAGCUACUUACGGUGUCUACGGAUGACGGCAGGGUUCUAUUCUACUCGACCAAAGGAACAUCGACAUCGUCUGAUUCUUCGACAAUACCUGACGCCCAACUUGUUGGCCAAGUGGGUGGCAAGGCUAGCGGUCUUCCGGGGCGCAUUAAAGGAUUCGAAAUUCUCGACAUGUCGAAUUUUGACAAAUGGAAAGGGUCAUAUUUGCUGGUGACGUCUGGGAGUGACGGAGUCAUCCGUAUCUGGUCUUUGAGAAUCAAAGAAAAUACUAGCGAGGGACUAUCCUCAGCACUGCUCGACUCAUAUGAGACUGGCAACAGGAUCACCUGCAUGAUUGCAUUUGUCAUGCAGAAGCCCCAGGAUUUGGAGGCUAUCAACGAGUCCGACUUGGGUUCGGACGAAGAGGAGGAUGAGGCACCGGAGGAGUCCAGCGACAGCGAUCAAGAUUAG